AUGUUUUAUUUUCACUGCCCACCUCAGCUGGAAGGGUCUGCCCCAUUCGGGGGUCAUUCAGCUGCAGAGUUUGAUGAUGGAUUUCUGCGCAGGAAACAGAGGAGAAACCGAACCACUUUCACAUUGCAACAGCUGGAAGCCUUAGAAGCGGUGUUUGCUCAGACACAUUAUCCUGAUGUAUUCACCAGGGAAGAGCUGGCAAUGAAGAUCAACCUGACAGAAGCCAGGGUACAGGUUUGGUUCCAAAAUCGCAGAGCAAAAUGGAGAAAAACUGAACGGGGCAGCUGUGAUCAGGAUAUGGCAAAAGAAACGACCCCAGAGGUGACCUCCCCAGGCAGAAACAUCAGUUCCCCCACAGGAGAACCAGCAAGAAACAAGAAAGAAAAUGUAGAAAUACAACAAAGAUGUUUGUCCCAUGACAGAGCGGUGGGUCCGGCCACCUCCUUCUUCCCGUCCUGUCUUCCAGGAGCUCUUCUAAACACUGCGAGUUAUGCCCAAGCUCUGUCCCACGUAGCUUCCCUAAAAGGUAGUCCUCUGUGCUCUUGCUGUGUGUCAGACCCCCUGGCCCUCUCCUUCCUCCCCCCUUACAGCUGCCAGAGUCAUCGCACAGCUAGUGUUGCGGCCCUUCGAAUGAAGGCGAGGGAGCACUCCGAAGCCGUUCUGCAAUCUGCACAACUCCUUCCUCCGACUGGAAGUAGCCCAGUGAGCUCAGCACCUGCUCCACUGGAGGGCGUUCAAGAAAGGGCCCCACAGGGACAAGAACAGAGUGAGCCAGACAAAAACGUAUGAGGAGGAGUCUUCUGUGCAGUUCACUGUGUAUGAAGCAUACUAGCCACCCUCAGGGGCAGAACCACUUGU
Messenger RNA from Bombina bombina (fire-bellied toad), 858 nucleotides. RefSeq names its product dorsal root ganglia homeobox (gene DRGX). The transcript has 6 exons. The record is from RefSeq and is a predicted model, not a curated record. Lineage: Eukaryota; Metazoa; Chordata; Amphibia; Anura; Bombinatoridae. Gene Ontology annotation, biological process: regulation of transcription by RNA polymerase II. Gene Ontology annotation, molecular function: DNA-binding transcription factor activity, RNA polymerase II-specific; RNA polymerase II transcription regulatory region sequence-specific DNA binding. Bases 1 to 789 code for a protein of 262 amino acids.